Prorocentrum cordatum is the source of this 621-nucleotide messenger RNA. The record is from the annotation of a GenBank genome assembly. NCBI's taxonomy places the organism in Eukaryota, Dinophyceae, Prorocentrales, Prorocentraceae.
AUUUGCAUGCGCUCGUCGGGCCAGCUGCCGAUUCAGCACCUGCGCUGGAUCCUCGCGUUGGACUCUGGGACCCUCCUGGGCUUCGGGCACCUUCUGCGCGCGGGCCUUCUGCGGGUCAGCCAGACCUCCCUGGCGGACCUGGUCACGGUGUUGCCGCUGACGGUGCUCGCCAAAGGCUCGCUCUCGAUCCCGAUGCUGCUGACGAUGGAGACGCUCCCGUCUGUGAAGCUUGCCUUCUGGGCCCUGCUGGGCUGCGGGGCCCUGCCGUGCAAGGGCCUCCUGUUGGACUUCGGGCCCCUCCUGGACAUUGCGCACCUUCUGUGCACGAGCCUCCUGCUGCUCAGCGGGGCAUCCCUGGAGGACUUGAUGACGAUGACGCUGGCGCUGCAGGUUCUCACCAAAGGAUCGGUCUCUACGCUGCUGAUGGUGGUGCUGCUCCCGUGCGUCAAGAUUGCUGUCGCGCUCAGCCCGCUGGUGGCCAACGACGGCUGGCUUGCGAGGACGAUGUAUUUCACCAUCGUGCUGCGCCCGUUCGCGAUGCCCGCGAUGACCAUCAGCCCGCCGGUGGUCACCGCGCUCGGCGUCGUGCUGGCGAUGCUGCGCUUGGAGCUGCACGUCUCG